Messenger RNA from Stomoxys calcitrans (stable fly), 1687 nucleotides. Its product is annotated as putative fatty acyl-CoA reductase CG5065. Gene Ontology annotation, biological process: long-chain fatty-acyl-CoA metabolic process. The record is from RefSeq and is a predicted model, not a curated record. Gene Ontology annotation, molecular function: alcohol-forming very long-chain fatty acyl-CoA reductase (NADP+) activity. The transcript is spliced from 4 exons. Gene Ontology annotation, cellular component: peroxisome. Bases 936 to 1571 code for a protein of 211 amino acids. NCBI's taxonomy places the organism in Eukaryota, Metazoa, Arthropoda, Insecta, Diptera, Muscidae.
UCCUUUAUCUUUAAACCUUACAGAGUUCGUUUUGGGAAAUGUCAUUCAUUGUAGUAACCAUUCACUUCAGUUUACUGAGUUGUGCAUGAAAUAUUUUAGCGAUGCUUUAUGAAGAGAACUACUACAAAGCUAUCGGAACACGAUUUAAGAUCCCUUGAUAAAAUUAAAUUUUUUUUGUUGACUAUUAUCUCUUACUGCAGAAAAAUGUUAAAGCUUUUGAUCCUUUUCCGCUACAUCCUUCCGCAUUACAAAAAUAAAACUUUUUGAAAUACUUGCUGUUUUUAACGUAUGCUUUUGAUCUUUCUACGCACUUUUUUUCCUAUGCAAACAAAAGCUUUUAUUCCCUUAAAGCUUUCCGAAAACAUGAAAAGAGAAAAACUUUAUAAGCUAUUAAGCGUUUAAAUUGCCUGAAAAUGUACCAUACACACAACAUGCGAAGAAAACUAAAGAAUAACCGAAAGCUUGCCAAAAAUUUCCCAGAAAUAGCUUUAAGCUAUGUCAGCAGCUUAUGAAUUACACUGAAUAUAAAAAGCAAGAAACCAACCAACCAAGCUUUACUCUCCUUUUGAGUAAAAACCUUAAAGCUUUCCCUGAAUAUUUGAGCGAAAAGCUUAAAGCUCUGCCCGAAGCUGUAACAAUACACCAGAAAUAUAAAUACCAAACAAACUAUUGCAACUUAAGCUGUGAAUGCCCAGGAAAACUGUAUCUGAGCUUUUAAGAAUACCAAAUACCAUGUACCCAAAUCUCCUGCCUGAGCACUUGGCUUUGUGGAGUGCUAAUCCCACACACCUUUAAACCAGAAACACGCUAUUGUUCCGCUUUCAUUGAAUUGCUAAAAAGAUUAUAAUACAAAAUUUGUUUUCUGUAAAGUAUCGCCAUCGGCUUUUGAGCCAGUUAACGGCUGGGUGGACAAUUUAAAUGGUCCCACUGGCCUUAUGGUGGGUGCUGGCAAAGGUGUUAUACGCUCCAUGCUCAUCGAUAAACGCCACAAAUCAGAAGUAAUACCAGUGGAUUAUGCCAUUAAUGGCUUGGUUGUAAUACCCUAUGAAUAUUGCACAAGACCAAAACCACAAGAGGUACCCGUUUAUAACAUCACCUGCGCCGAUAGACGCAAGGUAGCUUGGGGUGAUGUUAUCGAAUUGAGCAAGAAAAUUGGCUAUCAAUAUCCCAUGGAGACUGGAUUGUGGUAUCCCGAUGGUUGUAUAACCACAAAUCGUUGGCUUCAUCAAAUCAAUGUGAUUUUGUUCCAUUGGCUGCCGGCUUAUUUUAUUGAUUUUAUUCUACUUCUAUUGGGUCAAAAGCGUUUCAUGGUGCGUGUCCAAAGGCGAGUUCAAGUUGGCUUAAAUGUUUUGCAAUUCUUUACCAUGAGGGCUUGGGUGUUUAAAUCACCUAACUAUGAAGCUUUGUGGAAAAAUCUUUGUGAAAAAGAUAAACUAAUUUUCAAUAUGAACAUGGAUACUGUAGAGAACAUCGAAUUGUAUAUCUUAUCAUGCAUACAAGGUGGUCGUUUAUAUUUGAUGAAAGAAUCUCCAGAUUCUCUGCCCAAGGCUAGAAGACAAUUGAAAAUGUAAGAAUAAAGUUACCCAAAUGUGCUUUCCUAAAACCAAACCAACCCAACCCAACCUAACCUCAAGCACCUCCCUCUUCCACCCCUUUUGAUAUGUUCCCCAACAAAUCUGAGUUUUUC